AUUUUGAAUUGAGGGAUGGUUUAUGAUUACAUGGGUUGUGGUCGUAUAUUCUGAUCUUGGUUGAAUUUGCAAUUCAAUGAGUUAUUAAGCUAAUACACUCUAUGAGACACAGUGUGUAGUCAUUAUAGUACUGAGGCCUGUCUUGUCUUGAAAGUGUUGCUUACUGGCUCCUGUUCCACAGAAAGUAUGUGGUAAACCUAGAAAAACCUGUUCGGUUUUCAGAAAUGUAUUACCCUCAGAUCACAUCAGAUGAUAAUAAUAUCUAGUUUGUGCCACACACAUGUUGCUGUGAUUGUUUUUCCCUUCAAACGUAUAACAAGAUUAAAAGGUGUGGAAGUGCAUACAUUGUUGAUUAUUAGUAUAUAAAGGGAAAUCCACUCGACUCAAUCUAGCACUCAAUGUCUCACAUAGGUCAUCAGGGCCAUCCUAGGAACAUUGGGUCUCUCUCCUAACACUUGACUACUUAAAAAGGGAAAAUAAGAUCUCGCGCCACAGAAUAAGACAGAACUACGCCCAAGACAGCAGUCCCUAAGAUCUUAUUGGUGGAAAGCAUUCAUGGAAACUGCAUUAUGGGGCAGCGCGAUGAAGUCAUUAAGAAGCUUACAGACGUUCUGCCAGAUUAGAUGUUGCUCUCCUAAUCCUACAGAUUACAGUCACGCAAGCCUGCUGACCGAGUGUGCUUUGUUGUGUUGUACAAUUUCUUUGCAUUGAUAAUUUCUUGUUGCUCCUAACUCUCUGGAAUAUAUAGGCUAUCAAGGAGUAACAGGAUUGAGAGGAGGUUAAGGUGAGACUGUAUAGCUCUAGUUGAUAAAACAAGGCACUGGUAAAAUCUAUUGAUGCAACCGGGAUUCAGUCUAGUUAUGGAUGUUUUUAAAUUGGAUUUAACAACAGUUUAUGUGAAUGUUUGGUUUUCAUAAAAACUACAGACUGUCUCUAAUGGAUGAAGGCACAUCUCAGCUGUAACUAGACCGAGCAACUGCUUCCACACUACAGAACCAACCAGCCAGGCAGGCCGUGUGGGGAGAGAUAGGUGGAGAAGGAUCAUCUCUUUGGGAGGCUUUCACAGAUGGUGUCCCUUGCUCCCUGUAGUGAUAUGGAGACAGAACCCUGCCCUGGAAUGCAAGAGAAGCGGGUGGUGGAGACCAAUGAGCCAGUGUUGAAGAAGGCCUACACAGUCCCUGGUGACAAUGAAAGUCAGGAGGAGAAAGAACUGUUCCAUGGGCUUCAGCAGGAAGACAAGGAACCCCAUGGGGAGGGAGACCCCAGGAUAAACAGCCAGGGUGGAGGGAAGGAGGGCACUACGUUAAACCAGCUCCCUAUGUCUGAGAUUACAGAGAUCCCCUGUGUGGAAGAGAGGAAGCUGAAGACCCCCAGUUUUGUGAAGACAGUGCGGUUCAGUGAGACAGAGUCUGUGGAGGACAGAGAGAACUCGGAGGAGGUGCUCUUCCCUGACCAUGAGAUGGUGCAGUGGACCUCCUCCAGCUUCGAGGAGCUGUUCCUGGCUGAGGACUGGGAGAACAUCACAGAUGAUCGGCUGUUGAGGAAGAAGGUGCUGGUGCCUGGCCCCCAGCAAGCUGAGCACCCAGCCUGGGGUCAGGAGGUCACAGUCAAAAUGCAGGGAGUGCUGGAGGACAGGACUGUGGUGGAGAAGGACCCUAAACUGGUGUUCGUCAUCGGAGAGGGAGAUGUAAACCAGGCCCUGGAGGAGUGUGCCAUAUCCAUGCAGCAGGACGAGAUCGCAUUACUGCUGGCAGAUUCACAGUACACCUAUGGACUUCUGGGAAGGGAGACAGAUAUUCCAGCCUGGGCCCCCUUACUCUACCAGCUGCAGCUCCUGGACAUCAGAGAGAAGCCCGACCCUCUGAUUCUCCCCAUUUCGGACCGUAUGCGCAUCGGAAACCAGAAACGAGAGCGUGGGAACUUCCACUUCCAGAGGGAGGAGUACAGCAUGGCUGCCAGAGCCUACUGGAUGGCUCUUGAUGUCCUUACUACACAUAAUAGAGAUGGUAGUAGUGAUGUGCUGUUGGAGGGGGAGGAGGAGGAGGUGCAGGACUACCGGGUGAAGUGUCUGAACAACCUGGCAGCAGCUCAGCUGAAAUUGGAGCAGUACGAUGACGCACUACACACCAGCCGGGAUGUUCUGUCCCUUGAUCCACAAAACGUCAAAGCCCUCUUCAGGACAGGAAAGCUUCUGUCAGACAAGAGCGAGUACCAGGAGGCAAUGGAGAUACUGAAGAAGGCCCUGAAACUGGAGCCGUCCACUAAGGCCAUCCAUGUUGAGUUGUCCAAGCUAGUGAAAAGGCAAUCAGGAGGCAAAGAUACCCAGAAGUGGCAAGCCAAACCUGCCCAGCUCCUCGGAGACAAUAUUGCCCCAUUUCUGACUCCUUCUAAAAAGAAGCCACCUGGAAUUUCAUGGACUUUCCUGCUUGGUGCUCUGGUGGUGGCCUUGGGCAGUUUAGUGACGUCAGUGGUUCUCACUGCAAGAAACUGACAUCCUCUACAAAGGAACUGUCCUCUACACAAGUCCAGCUCAUGAAUACUAAACUGAGUUGUCUACUGUGAAUAAAAUAAAGAUUGCACUGAACAAUAAAAACAACAUUUGCACCCCAGAUUGUGUUUGAAUGUAACAGAGUAAACUAAUGGCACUUUAAUUUUUUUGAACAAUGAACACAAAAUAGCUUUGUGUUGUAAUCGUUUAGUACAGUUAUUAGCUAAUAAAUGUCACCAAUUCCAUAGAAAAAUGCCCAAAUUCCAAAACUCAUUCUGGAAUAGUCACAUGGUCAAUGUUCCUCCACAAAAGAUUGAAGAGAGCAGUAUUCUCGUGUUACAGCUUUUAAAUGUAUUGUAUGGGGUUUCUGCAAUAACAGGUUGUGUCCAAAUGAAUAAUCUAUGUCAAUGGAAAAUCUAAUAAAAACACUUGUAGGCUUACUGUCCGUUGAUACAGAAACAACAUCAAUAAAGCUGCAU
Oncorhynchus mykiss (rainbow trout) is the source of this 2967-nucleotide messenger RNA. RefSeq names its product peptidyl-prolyl cis-trans isomerase FKBP8. Lineage: Eukaryota; Metazoa; Chordata; Actinopteri; Salmoniformes; Salmonidae. Gene Ontology annotation, molecular function: protein folding chaperone; protein binding; peptidyl-prolyl cis-trans isomerase activity. The record is from RefSeq and is a predicted model, not a curated record. Gene Ontology annotation, cellular component: membrane; mitochondrial envelope; cytosol. Gene Ontology annotation, biological process: protein folding; negative regulation of apoptotic process.